UGUAUAUAUAUAUAUGUGUGUAUAUACAGUAUACUAACACUAACCACAUCUUUUCUCCUCUUUCAAACUCAUCCAUCCUACUCCUUUCCAUUCAGCUCUGGAUGCACAGCAAUCUUAUUAUAGUGCAUGCACACUGUUAUAGUUUAAUCGUCUGAAUACAAAAAUAUUAGCUAUCAACACAAGGGCCUUGUUAUAAUUUUUUUAUGCAGAGGGAAAUCUAAUUUGUUCAAAACAGGAGUUUAAGUUAUACUCCCUACGAUUUUCAUCAUUCUCCGUAUCUUAUGACAGUUGCUCUAUCUUUUAAAGUCCCGUGAUGUUUUCUAUGGCCGGGUUUAAAACAAUCGAUUUUCUGAUUCAAAUCGAUCUUCUUUUGAAUGAUCUGAUAACGAUUCAUAAAAUCCAGAUAUCGUUAUUUUAAUACAUGUCUUUUCCCAUGGAUGAGUAAAGCUUUAACCCGUUUAGUCUCACGUGGCAAGUCUUUGAUUUUUCGCGCAAACGGGAUCUGGCUACGUGAGACUAGUGAAACAUACAGAGAGCUACUCCCUUGAAGGCACCGCCAAGCCAAAACACAGAUGUCUGGUUGCAUUUCGGAUUUAAAAGCUAUGAAGAGCUGGACAGCAGCAAAAACUGUAUGUACGAUAUGGAAAGUUGAGGUAAAAUCUGGUGGAAAUACCAGAAAUCUCCGAACAUUAACAUUAAAGUUGUUAUGAUGAACUUUUAACUGGUUAUGAAACAAUCUCAAAUUAAUACUGAUGUCCCUAUAUUGCCUACAUCAGUAAACGAGACCAUCAGAGAGAAGAUGGUCUAUUUAGAUAUAGUUAUUUUCUUAAUGCUUGUCAUCUGUGCCACCGGGUCAGUUUCCGCACAAUCUAUGAAAUGCAGGUUCACCACAAACUCCUCCAGCGGAGGUCUCUGUUGGACUGGUCUCCAACAGAGACCAGUCCACAUGGACUGCCAAAAUCAACACAAAAUGAAAGGUCCUUGUAGUAAAGUUAAGAAAACAUUUGUAUUUAUGUUAAUGCACAGUUUAGGGGGUUAAUCGUACAAUUUACAGCAUUACUUUUGUGAGAAUCUUGUUCAUUUCCAAGCGAAAUUGAUAUUGUAACUAAAAUAUUCCUAAUCGAAUCGGAAAUUUAAUCAAUUCGGGAAAUCAGGGGUAAUACCCAGGCAGCGCUAAUGUUUACCAGAGACCUAUGCUCAAAUAAAAUCUUAAAUUUAACAUGAAACUGUUACAGAUUUACUCUCUGAACGGGGCUGACAAGAGACUAGUUUCUUUUGGGACUCUCAUUCCACACCUCACUCUCUUUCAUGUUUUCAGACAUGGCUACCAGAAACAGGUCUUUGUGUCAUUUGUUAUUCUGUUCUUUUUGCAUUUUACAGCACUGAUAGGCAGUAUCUCUCAUACUAUAAUUAAAUGUUUAAGCUGCUAAGUUUCUUUACUGUUGUGUGUUUUGUCAGGGUGCCGAGGCCAUGGUGUUGGAGAGUGUGAUGUUUGCCAUUUUGGCAGAGAGGGAGCUGGGACCUAAACUCUACGGUAUUUUCCCUCAGGGUCGACUGGAGCAGUAUGUCCCUAGUCGUAAACUGGACACAUGUGAGUUAAGCGACCCCAGCAUCUCAGCGGAGGUUGCAGAGAAGAUGGCCAAGUUUCAUGCGAUGAGGAUGCCCUUCAACAAGGAACCCAAGUGGCUGUUUGGAACUAUGGACAAGUAUCUGAGCCAAGUCAUGAGGCUGAACUUCACCAGAGAGUCACACCUGCGCCGCUUCAACCGCCUGCUCGGCUACAACCUGCCAAAGGAGAUGGAUAUGCUCAAGUCUCUUCUGGAGUCCACGCAUUCGCCUGUAGUGUUCUGCCACAACGACUGUCAAGAAGGAAACGUCCUGCUGCUGAAGGGCCGCCAGAGCUCAGACAAACAGAAGCUUAUGCUAAUUGACUUUGAGUACAGCAGCUACAAUUACAGGUAAGAUGGCAACUGCUGUAACACAGAUUUCAAUGAGUUGAUCCUACUCACACAUUUUGUCUGUUUAUUCGCGUAUUGAUAUAUCUUCUUUAUCUGUGCCAUAGAGCUCAGUUUUUGCUCAAAAACUAUAAAAAAAACAUAUCAAUGAGCCACACUGGGUGACAUGUUCCUUCAUUACAGGGAACAUGGGCACUGUAGUUCAUUUAGAGUCGAUCCCAAAUACAGCGUUCUCCUGCUGGUAGUUCUCAUUAGUGCUCAGAAGUAUUAAAUGUGUAUUAAUCCGCAGCUGUACUCCAGUUUGAGUAAUGUUUACUAAAAACUACAAUGCCAAGCUUUUGUGGUAAAUUACAUAGCAUUAAAAAAAAAAAA
This is a messenger RNA of Anarrhichthys ocellatus (wolf-eel), 2327 nucleotides long. Its product is annotated as choline kinase alpha-like. Gene Ontology annotation, molecular function: choline kinase activity; ethanolamine kinase activity. The record is from RefSeq and is a predicted model, not a curated record. Gene Ontology annotation, biological process: CDP-choline pathway; phosphatidylethanolamine biosynthetic process. Lineage: Eukaryota; Metazoa; Chordata; Actinopteri; Perciformes; Anarhichadidae. Gene Ontology annotation, cellular component: cytoplasm. The transcript has 5 exons. Bases 1471 to 1962 code for a protein of 163 amino acids.